Molecule: messenger RNA, 8107 nt
Organism: Dunckerocampus dactyliophorus (ringed pipefish)
Lineage: Eukaryota; Metazoa; Chordata; Actinopteri; Syngnathiformes; Syngnathidae
Gene: frmpd3
Product: FERM and PDZ domain containing 3
Exons: 17
Coding region: 666-5798 (1710 amino acids)
Cellular component (GO): cytoskeleton
Molecular function (GO): protein binding
Source: RefSeq, a predicted model, not a curated record
CAGAGCCACCAGCUGCAAGCCGACAAGCAGGCAGGCAGGCAGCAUCAUCAGUGAGGGGAGAGACACGCUUUUCACACACAAGUGGACUGAAAUGCAAACACACGCACAGGAAGGAUAGGUGUAUACUGUAGAAAGCGGUAGGUAUCAUGUCCAGCGGCUGCAUGCUGACCUGUAGUAAGGGGAGGUGCUCUGCUUGCAGCUUCAUGUCCGCUUCAGUCCUCUAAGCACCACCCAUUUGCCCUCCUCCCACCCACCUUGAGCGCCGCUUGGUGUUGCGGCUGCUGAGGGGCUGGUUGGAAUGACCCUGGAAAGCAGGCGACACAAGAAGAUGAUGUGUUCAAUAGGGCUGCCGGCAAGGAGGACAGCCUGAUACUUCAUCCUGGAAUCCAAGAAAGGGGGCUGACCUGCUCGGCACAUGCAUGCCCAUGUAGGAGGGCAUGGCUGUAUAGAGCGAGGGUCUUCAUUAAUCACACUGGACUAAAGGACCUCGACAGGGAAACACGCAGGUUCCCACAUUGUGGACUUGUGUGGGAUAAAGUUUAUGGGUGACCCCUGCUGACAAAAGAAACCUUCACAGUCAACACUCAAACACAGUGAAUGAUUUCGAAACAGAGUGCAGCCUUUGCAGUGCAAACCUGUCCCAUGCUGCUCCCUCCUCUCAGGGGAUGGCCAAGGUCCAGGAUGGACACAUAUACGCAUGUGACAGCUCUGCAAUGUUAGAGGAGGGCCAAGAUGGUAUGGACAGUGGUACCCUAAGUCCUGCCGCAGCUCGACAGGUCACCAUUCAGCGACACCCUACACAAGGCUUCGGCUUCAUUGCAGGCAGCCAGAGGCCGGUCAUUGUACGCUCAGUCUCUGCUGACGGACCCUCCUUUGGUAAGCUUCUCCCCGGAGAUCAGAUCUUGGCCAUUAACGAAGAGACGGUGAGCGACGCGCCCCGAGAGAGAGUCAUAGACCUUGUAAGAAACUGCAAAGACACUAUUGUUCUCACUGUGCUGCAGCCACAUCAGUCACCCAAGUCUGCCUUCAUAAGUGCAGCCAAAAAGGCCCGUCUGCGAACUAACCCGCCUAAAGUGCGCUUUUCAGAGCAAGUGUCCAUCAGCGAUCCAGACUCAACAAUGCUGAAGGACGACUCUUUGCUUCUUAUACCCAAUGUGUUGAAGGUCUUUUUGGAGAAUGGGCAGAUAAAGUCCUUUACUUUUGAUAGCCGUACAACUGUGAGGGAUGUGAUCUCCUCCCUGCAGGACCGCCUCUCACUGCGCUACAUUGAGCACUUUGCCUUGGUGCUGGAGGCAGGCGGUCUUGACCAGAAUCAAAAGUUACAUCUGCUGCAGGAGAACCAGCCCCUGACGCACGUGGUGCAUAGAACUUAUUUCCAAGGAAUGAAGUGUCUGUUUCGCAUCUGCUUCUUCCCCAAGGACCCUGCAGACCUGCUUAGACGGGACCCUGCUGCAUUUGAGUACCUCUACAUUCAGAAUCGCAAUGAUGUAAUCAAGGAGCGCUUUGGCAUGGAUUGGAAAUCUGACAUCACAUUACGACUGGCCGCACUCCAUAUCUACAUCACUGUGUCCUCGACAAGGCCCAAUCAGAAGAUUUCUCUCAAGCACGUAGAAAAGGAGUGGGGACUUGAGCCUUUCCUUCCCCUUACUCUGCUUCCAACAGUCAAAGAGAAGAACGUGUGCAAGAUUCUGUCACAGCUGUUGAAGACCUACCAGCAUCCACCACCAUCGGGCAACAAGGUCCCUCCUCUCCAAGGAAAGCUGCAGUACAUGCGUGUACUCAAUGACCUCCCACCCUUUGGAGGAAUACUGUUCAACACAGUUGAACUGGAUGAGAAACAAUCAGCCACAACUCUUCUGGUGGGUCCUCGACAUGGCAUCAGUCAUGUGAUUGAUCUGAAAAACAACCUGACCACCGUUCUGACCGAGUUUAGUAGGAUAUCCAAGAUCCAGCUCUAUCGAGAGACUCAAGGAGUGGCACGUGUGGAAGUUUCAAUCCACGAGGGCAAGCCCCUGGUGCUGCUCAUGGAGUGGCCAGAUGCCAGUAACUUUGCCUGCCUCAUCUCUGGCUACUACAAGCUGUUUGUAGAUCCUAAAAGGAACAUUUACUUCAGGAUCUCUGGUCAAUCUCACAUGACCAAGGCUGAUUACAGAAGCUCCCACCAUUCACACCCACGCUCUGGGGCAACCGGAAGUGGAGGGCGAAGAGGGGAUGAGAGAGAAAGCUCACACAGAGAGUCAGGGUCUUCCAGGGCCGUAGCUCCUGCAGAGUCUCAACAUCUAGGUCUGUGUCAUUUCCACCUUCAGGAACAACAACAGUUUCAGGAGCUCCAAGCACACCCUGAAGCUGAACUUGACAUCAAUGAGAACUUUAUUCCCCAGGAGGCCCCUGGGCGGCCCCGCACCAAGUCAGACCCCAUGCAGAAGAGUACCGAGGAUAUAGCUGGGGUGUCGUUGAGCCCACCAGUGGAGAAUGCAGGAUUUAGAGUCCGAGCCCAAACAUUGGCACAGACACAGAAAUCACCACGGUUCUUCUGUGACUCCUGCAAAGAGAAGCACAGGAACGAAGAUUCAUCAACAGCUGUGGGCAGUGUUCGGAGCUCGGGAAAAACGUGCUCGAGUGCUUGCGCUUCCAGAGAUGGAGGUGGCGUUGACCUCAUGGCUCUGCCGCCCCCUGGAAAUGAGGACGAGGAGGAGGAGGAGCCACCCGUUGGAGGCGAAAAGCUGCAACUACCACCACCUGCGAUUACUGCCCCACCACCUGGCUUCAGAGACAACAGCUCUGAUGAGGAUGACUCAAAGAGGGGAAGGAAGGCUCGAACCGGUGCCAACACAGAGAUCACCAAUGGGAAACAACGCCAAACUAAGGAAGAUGUGCCUGUGACACUUAUUGAUAACGUGGCCACGAGAACCGUCCGGGAUCAUGCACAGGAACUUGAUGAUGCUUUGGUGUCCACCUUACAAGCUCUAGAGGCUUUGGCAGCUUCUGAGGACUACCCCCAUCCCCAUCAGCAACCAACACAGACUGCAGGGCUCAUCGUCUUGGCUGCCAUUACACCCGAAUCAUCGUUGGACUCGGGCCAUGAGACAAAUUCCUCUGAACUGACAGAUGUUUCGGAGAUGGUUUCAGCAAUGAAGCAGAACCAGAACCAGGCUUACCUCCUAGCCCACCACAUAAACAAGGAAAGCCGCCUCUGCCGCCGCGACUUUCCUCUGGCAAUCCCUGGCUGCACAGCAAAGACAAUAGGGACGGGGGCAUUUUCUGUGGGUCAGAUCCGUGCUGGAUGUCCACCCAAGCAAGUAAUCCUCAGUAAGACUGUACCCUUUAAAGUCAGCCCCUGUCAAGACUCUGGAAUCGUCGGUGUUGUGACAGAGCACAGAACCAAUCAAGAUACUAUUCAGAAUGAACAGACACCUGAUUUGAAAGCAAAGUUCGAUUCCACUAAAGGAACCAUCCCUGAUCCUCUAUCUAAAUCAACUGAAGAACUUAAAGUGUCUGAGAUUUCACUUUCAGCUCAAGUCACUAAAGAUCCAAAGUUAUCCAGUGCCACUGGGGAGAUACAGAGGCUAAAUCUUCCUGAUGGCGUAAAGGAGAAGACAGCACCACCUCUUAAUACAGACAAAGCCUUAUCUGUUCUCUUACCUGUGGACAGAACUGCCUCAGCCAAGAUAUCCCUAACUAAUAUGUGCCAAGAUGCCGAGACUGCCUCUAGCGAGACCAUGAAGCCUUCCAGUUCGACAGAAUUUCUGUCAGUUGACGAUCUUUUCUGCACAUGCCCAGUACAACAGGAACCCGGGCCUCAGUUAAGAAUUAAAGAUCCACAGGUUCAGAAGGUGGUAGUGUUUCAGUCUUCAUCCCCGACUGAUGAUGAGCGUCUUCGAGCAAAAGGACUCUUCUUGGCUAACAACAAAGAAAAUGCCGUAAGAGUUGGAGCAGAAUGUAGUUUGGCAAAACCAAGUCCUACAGUACAGAGCAAGUAUUCUCCUCGUUUGCCUCUAAAAGCAGAAAGAAAAGAUGGAGCAGAGAGCAAGACAGAUGGUGCACCUGGCAAAUCCCACUCUGAGCCACAGAUAUGUGCCACAAAAUCAUUACCUAAUUUAGAGGACAACUCACCAAGCCCCCCUUUAGAUAAGGUAUCAACUCUACCAGCGAGAGAAUCAAACAAAGUGGGCAGUUUAAAGGGAAAGUCCCAGCGCAGUGCCCCUUUUUUGAGCAUUAGAAAUCUACUUUCCGCGACGUUCCCGGCGAGAAUGAGAAGAGAAACAGAUGAGCGGAGGGCUCAGCUGCAAAAGGUUCGUCAGUACGAGUUGGAGUUCUUAGAAGAGCUGCUGAAACCCAAGUCCUCGCAGGGAGAAUUUUUGCCCCAAGGAUCCUCACCUGUGCCCUCAGGGACCCCUUGUGCCUGUCAGCUACGCACCAGCCCUGUCCUAAAAGCACCAGGUAUCUCUCGGGAGCAGAGACGUAGCUGUGACUGUAAGAGAAUGUGUCGAGGAAUGAGGUUACCUGACACGCCAGUUGGCUCCACAACAGAAACGCAGAACAGAGGCAGGGAGAGAACUGCAGCAAAGACUCCUCACAAUGAAGGCGCUACAAGAAGAUCUCAGAACUUGGAAGUCAAGACUGCACGAAUACGUUCUAUCAGCCUUGAGUCAAGGGAGCCAAGGGGAGAGCAGGGUUCCUGCUUGCCUGCCUGUACCUCACAAACAGACUAUGUGGAGGAACCACAAAAGCUCCAGAGGCGAUAUAGCAUUGGAGAGCUGGAUAACAAUACUAACACACCUGUUUAUGCUGAAGUGAAGCCCAAAACCAAGAGUCUUGAGAAAGAGAUGGAGAGAGUGAGGGCCACAGGAUUGAGGCUGCCGACCCCAGUGGAGCCGGUUCAUACACAGUCUCUUCAGCCAGACGGAAAGGGGAAAAAGGGGGUGUUUUUUAUACAGAGCAAUGAGUUAUUGUGUGAAAAUAAAGGCGAGACCGGGGAGGUACUGCUUACCUUGCCCAGCGAAGACAGCGAUGACAAGGAUAAAUGCUGCUCAUUCUGUUUCUGCUACAGAAAAUGUGAGGCAGCAGAUGAGAGCAGUGAGAAGGACGAGUUAUCAUACUCCAUUCCCCUUCAGGUUCUUCCAGGCAUGGAGCUGGAUUCAAGUACCUUCCCUGUUGUUAGCAAAACCCUCCAGGUUCUUAAUGCAGAGGACUGUAGUGGAGAGGAAGACACAGAAAAAGAGCCACAGGCACAAGAGAUUGACCUCAGAGCAUGCAGUACACUGGAGGGCAGCCUGGCACGGGUUCAGGCUCUACAAGGCAAAUCCUUCAACUUGCCUGAUGGCUUCCUAAAUGCCCAGCUGGAUGCUAACGAGUUGCUAGCUAUCCUGCGUCAGUGUGCAAACAGCCCACAAGCUGAGGGUGAGGCUCGUCUUCAGCCCUCACGGAUUGCAGAGUACAAACAGGAGCUGGCAGUGCGCUUCAAGGAAUUCCGAGCAUCUUGUCGGAGAGUGGCGAGUGUGGAAAAAAGCCCGACUUGUAUGCUUGCUGUUGUCACAGCCAGCUUUAAAGUGCUGUGCGAUUUAACGCAGACCUUCAUUAAACUGGUCAGAGGGGUUCGCACAGAAGCUCAAAGACAGCAGCUGUUGAGGAAAGUCGAGGAAGUCGCUAUUAACUACACUUUGCUUCUUCGCGCAGCAGAGGAAUCGAUGGGACAUUCAAGCAGCCUGCCAACAAAAACAGUGAGCCCUCAAGUGUCCUCCAACACCAAUAACAUGAGCUCACUCACGCGACCCAUCAAAGUUCUUCCUGCCCAGUAAAGAUAACUCUGGCAGGAAUGUGAACAAAUCCAACACAAGCUCAUUAAUUAUUCAUUUAUUGUUUACAUUUUUACUGAAUGUGCAAUGGAUACUAAAUGCAGCUGUUCCAUCCCAUGUUUACAGGCCCUGAGGUAGCCUUGUGGAUUUUGCUCCGAAAUGUAAAGAUACACCAAAAUAAUGCACAAGUGAACAGAACCCCACAAAAGACUGGGUGGUACAGGGCUAAUCACCUCAUCAGUAUAUUAUCAAAACAAAUAAGUCAAUAUAGUAUAAUAUUUUAUAUGUAGUGUACAUUUGAGUUGUGUCUACUUAGAGAAUAUAACAUUUUGUGAAGAAAAAAAGAGUGAUAAAUAUAUUUCAAGAGAAUUAUAAGAUAAUAAAAAUAUAUGCUCUGGACAGAAAAAAGAGAUUUUGUCAAGUAGCGAUUGCUGUAAAGUGCAUAGUUUAAAGAAAUGGUUGGUGAAAUGGUACUAUGUCUGUAUGAAGUAAAUGUUGUAAUGAACAGAUUUAUGUUGGCUAUGUCGGACAUAUUUAAGACAUAAGUGCCGGUGUUGGAUAACUAAAACCGCUCAAAGCCAAGCGCAACAUAUUAAACUUAGUCAUGCUGACCCUGUUGGUAUGCACACACCUGCACUGGGUAUAUCAUGUAGCAGAGACCCAAGUAACACUCUUAUCCUCUGUACUAUAACAUCCUGUAGAGAAAGAACGCCCACACUGCACCUAAUACAAAAAGUGUGUUUUACACCAUCCUGCUUCAUAUGCCACUUGCAUCUCACUAUUCACGUGCACAAUAAGCCAGUUCAUUGAAAAUGGACAAUUCAGGCUCAAUGAAAACACUUGCAGAGAAAGACAUGAUGGUGUCCUCACAUUUAGCGCAAAAUACUACGUACUGUAAAAGAUGCUAUAGUUUAAAGCAUACCCAUCCACAAGCAACGGAAUAAGCUUACUAUUCAAAUUUUGCACAGCUUCUGGAAUCAGAACCGAUGUUGACAUAAUGCGUAAUAUAGUGUUUUAUCCCAUCUUCGGCCAUGAAUUUGACGUAAUCCUCAAAUCUAAAGCUUUCAUAGGAUCCUUUGUCAUGUUAGGUUGUCAGGCGCACUAUCAAUUUGCUUUCUAUGUGCUGUUGUACAUUGUGCAAUCUAGGAAGUAUAUAAGAAACACACAAAGUAGUUUUCUAUGUAUUUUAAUAAAACUAACACAUCCUUUGUGUCUGAAAUCUUCUUUGUGUCUCACCCUCUGUCAGAAAUGAAGGCGCUUCACAUGUGUGCUAGCCUAAUGUGCACACUGGACAUGCUGCUAGGAGAAAGUGCAGUGCAAAGGCCACAUUUUUCUUUAAUCGAAAACAACAAAAGAUAGAUGUCGGAUGAAUAAAUACUGAUAAAAUUACUGGUCCCUGUAUUUAUAAUACAGUAAAUACAUGUUAAAUCACAGGGAUAUAUUUUAUAAAUCCUAUCAAAAUUGCCCAUAAAUCAUUCGGGGUGCUUCAAUUGCACUAUUUUAGAUUUUUGAUCAUUUUGUACCUAUUGACUGUGUAUAAAUUAGUCACUAUCCAACAAAAGCACAUGUCCACAUGAUAUUUUUAUUAAACAAUGAAAAUUUAGCUGACAAAAUUGUGUUCACAAGCACUCUCUCUUGACAGUUUGUCCGUUGUGGUAGUGGUUGUGGCAUUUCUCAUAAGCAUAUACUGUGUUCAUUCUUUGGUUCUUCAUGAAUUCUCAAUGUUGGUACAUUGUCCAUUAAAAAUGAUAUUGUUUUUGAAUUUUACAGUAGGAAUAAGACAAUAGGGGGAAAAAAAUGGCAAUAUGUAAAUAUUUUCUAAUUUAUAUUGUAAGUAUAAAUAUAUUACGCAACAUUUCAAAUGUAAAUAUAAAGUAUUUGAUAUAUACGUCCCUAGGGUAACGGUUUAUAGUAGUAGUGUAACAUACAGGCAAAUGGCAGACUGCAUUUAACAAGAGUAAAGUAUGAUUAAUAAGCAUGAAACAUUUAUUUUUCUAAACAAAGCAGCCAAUGUUCUCUCAUCAUGACAAACUGGUUAUUUUGCUGAACUAUGACAUUCACUCAAAAAGGCCACCAUGGUGUAAUCCAUUGUUUUUGUUGUUGUUUUUUUUGUAUGUACACCUAUUCAUUCCUGUCUUACUCUCCGUAGUUUUCACUGUGGUCUUCUGUCUGUGUUAACUCAUGUUUUGAGAGCAAUAAAGGACAUCCUAUAAACUCUUUCAGAUAUUUGGAAAUGACAUUGCAUGCAGACAAGGUGUCUCACAGUUCAAACACCAAACAAACCUGAUAAUCCUGGUUGAUUUGUUCACAUU